Molecule: messenger RNA, 486 nt
Organism: Aspergillus pseudotamarii
Lineage: Eukaryota; Fungi; Ascomycota; Eurotiomycetes; Eurotiales; Aspergillaceae
Product: ribonuclease H2 subunit C
Exons: 4
Coding region: 1-486 (161 amino acids)
Biological process (GO): RNA catabolic process
Cellular component (GO): ribonuclease H2 complex
Source: RefSeq, a predicted model, not a curated record
AUGUUCGCUAUCCAACCUCAGCAACAGUCCUCAGGAUCAGAAGACGCGAAUUUGCCGAAGAACGUUACCCCCAAUAUUCUUCCUUGUCGAAUUCAUUAUGAUGGUCCCGUUGGACCCCUGGGACGCUACUGGAAGUCUGAAUCUGAUGAAAAUGAUACAAACCUACAAACUGCCUACUUCCGCGGCCGUAAGUUGCGAGGCCGACGUGUUGCGAUUCCAGAAGGUUACGAAGGGAUUAUUGCGCUCCCAACAGAGCGUGUGAUGCCAUCGACCCAACGCAACGCAAACUCUACGAUCAGCGAGGAAACGGAACAGGAAGAGCCAGUCAAGAUCCUGGAAAAACAAGCUACUUUCAAUGAAUAUGUGGUGUGGGGUCACGAGCUGACCCCUGCGGCGGACGACUCCUUCGUCAAGGGAGUUGAAGAGUGGCUGAAACUGGCUGAAGUGAUGCAUUGCCAGCCUAGUGACGAAAAGAAAUCUUCAUGA